This is a messenger RNA of Nymphaea colorata (pocket water lily), 1893 nucleotides long. RefSeq names its product importin subunit alpha-9. Gene Ontology annotation, cellular component: nucleus; cytoplasm. Gene Ontology annotation, molecular function: protein binding; nuclear import signal receptor activity. The record is from RefSeq and is a predicted model, not a curated record. The transcript has 11 exons. Gene Ontology annotation, biological process: NLS-bearing protein import into nucleus. Bases 122 to 1696 code for a protein of 524 amino acids. NCBI's taxonomy places the organism in Eukaryota, Viridiplantae, Streptophyta, Magnoliopsida, Nymphaeales, Nymphaeaceae.
UACGUGGUGCGAGUCUAAGAAACGCUGCAGCGGGGCCUUUUUCAAAACAGUGGGUUGCCUCCAGAAUACCAUUCUCCGUCGUCGUCCCGCCCGCGCCCUGCCCGCUAUCUCCGUGGCCUCGAUGCUCCACUCCGGAGACCAGGAAGGCUCAUCGUCUACCCAAAUAAGAGAGCCUCUCAAAACAUCAGUUGGAAAUAUUGCUGUACAAAAGAGGCGUCAACAUGCAGUUGCAGUGGGAAAAGAAAGACGUGAAGCAGCAAUUCGCACCAAACGGCUCUGCCGUGAUGGAGUUUUGGAUGGGACAAAUGCACUUUCUGAUGAAGAUGCUAUUAUGGAUGAUGAGGAAGUAGUUCUAAAUGCACAAACAUCAGCUGCAGUCGAAGAAUUAAAGUCUGCAGCCUCUUAUAUAGGAAAAGGAGCAGUACAAAAGAAAAUAGAAUCACUACGUAAGUUGAGACGAUUAUUGUCAAAGUCAAUGACACCUCCAAUAGUAGCUGCUGUUGAAGCUGGUGCAGUACCUUUACUUGUGCAAUGCCUUUCCUUUGGAUCGCAAGAUGAACAGUUGCUUGAAGCAGCUUGGUGCUUGACAAAUAUAGCUGCAGGAGAGCCUGAGCAGACACAAGCUUUGUUACCUGCACUUCCAUUGCUUAUAGCUCAUCUUGGUGAGAAGAGCUCAAUUCAUGUUGCGGAGCAAUGUGCAUGGGCUAUUGGCAACCUUGCUGGUGAGGGAGUAGAGAUGAGAAACAUUUUACUGGCACAAGGGGCCUUACCACCUCUAGCAAGAAUGUUACUUUCAAAUAGGGGUUCCACUGCAAGAACUGCAGCAUGGACAUUGUCCAAUCUAAUUAAGGGUCCUGAUCCUAAAGCUGCAAUGGAUCUAAUAAAGAGUAAUGGUGUCCUAGAAUCAAUUAUUCAGCAUCUAAAGAAAAUGGAUGAUGAAUUGGCCACUGAAGUUUCGUGGGUGGUAGUCUACCUGUCUGCCCUCUCUAAUCUUGCUGUUAAUGAAAUGGUGAAGAGUGAGGUUGUCCAUCUACUCGUCGAGAGGUUAGCUGCUUCAGAACAAUUACAAUUGCUGAUUCCGGUGCUGCGUAGCAUUGGCAAUCUGGUAGCUGGCAAUAGUUAUAUAACAGAUGCAGUCCUUGUUGUAGGGCAUGGUAUCACAGAUAAAAUUGUGCUUGGCCUCAUUAAAUGUCUGAAAAGUGAACAUCGGGUGUUGAAGAAGGAGGCAGCUUGGGUCUUAUCAAACAUAGCUGCUGGUUCAGUCAGCCACAAACGGUUGAUAUACUCUAGCGAGGCUGUCUUAUUGUUGCUGCAGCUUCUCUCAACUGCUUCUUUUGAUAUUAGAAAGGAAGUAGCUUACGCAUUAGGAAACCUCUGUGUUGUUCCAGCAGAAGGUUCUGGACAGCCAAACGUGAUGUUGGAGCACUUAACUGCACUUAUUGACAGAGGGUGCCUCUCAGGAUAUAUUAGUUUGGUCAGAUCACCUGAUAUUGAGGCUGCAAGAUUAGGUCUUCAAUUUUUAGAACUGGUCAUGCGGGGACUUCCUAAUGGUGAAGGUCCAAAGCUUGUUGAAAAGGAAGAUGGUAUCGAUGCAAUGGAAAGGUUUCAGUUUCAUGAAAAUGAGGAUCUAAGAAAUAUGGCAAACAAGUUAGUGGAUACAUAUUUUGGCGAGGACUAUGGGCUUGAUGAAAUGUAGAGGGAACGUCCGCAUCUGAUUGCUCUGGUGAUAACGAUGAUCACAAGCUAAUGAUAGUCUGAUGAAUGUUUCGUUUCAUUCAUACCUGCAAGUUACAUAUGCUUUUGUACUAGUCACUCUUUUGAAGAGUUUCAUCGACGUAUGCAUGUUUGCCUGCAUAAGAUCAAUUCCAAAAAACUCCACCUGGAAAAUGUUAA